UGUAAUUUUAAUGAAUUUACGUGGAAGUUAGCCUGAGGACCUGGUGUCACCGUAUCGUGUGGUGUCCUCUCUGGGAUGGAUGCAGCAUGGUUUGGCCUGUCCCCUCACUCUGGCGUUAGCUCGCUUCUAGCCUCUGGGUACCAGCGUGGCAGGCAGAGUAAUGGCCCCGUAGGUGUCCACAUCCUGACCUCCGGGGCCUGUACUGUGGCACUUUGUGGGUCAGAGGGGACUCUGCAGAUGUGUUUCAGGGACUACGUCUCCGGCGGGGCUUGUCCUAGCAAGGCCACCAUACCCGGGAAGACAGUCAUUGUGACGGGCGCCAACACGGGCAUCGGGAAACAGACAGCCUUGGAGCUGGCCAAGAGAGGAGGCAGUGUCAUCCUGGCCUGUCGAGACAUGGAGAAAUGCGAAACCGCAGCCAGGGACAUCCGUGGGGAGACCCUCAACCACAGGGUCAGGGCCCGGCACCUGGACCUGGCCUCCCUUAAGUCCAUCCGGGAGUUUGCUGCCAAGAUCAUUGAAGAAGAGGAGCGCGUGGAUAUCCUGGUCAACAACGCGGCCGUGAUGCGCUGCCCGCACUGGACCACCGAGGACGGCUUCGAGAUGCAGUUCGGCGUCAACCACCUGGGCCACUUUCUCCUGACGAACUUGCUGCUGGACAAGCUGAAAGCCUCCGCCCCUUCGCGGAUCAUCAACCUCUCGUCCCUGGCCCAUGUGGCUGGGCACAUCGACUUUGACGACCUGAACUGGCAGAAGAGGAAGUUCGACACCAAAGCAGCCUACUGCCAAAGCAAGCUGGCUGUCGUGCUCUUCACCAGGGAGCUGAGCCGGCGGCUGCAGGGCACGGGCGUGACUGCCAACGCCCUGCACCCUGGCGUGGCGAGGACUGAGCUGGGCAGACACACCGGCAUGCACAGCUCCACCUUCUCCAGCCUCACGCUUGGACCCGUCUUCUGGUUGCUGGUCAAGAGCCCCCAGCUGGCAGCCCAGCCCAGCACGUACCUGGCCGUGGCGGAGGAACUGGAGGGCGUUUCCGGAAAGUACUUCGAUGGACUUACUGAGAGGGCACCCGCCCCUGAGGCUGAGGAUGAGGAGAUAGCUCGGAGGCUUUGGGCUGAAAGUGCCCGCCUGGUGGGUUUGGAGAAGCCCCAUGGGUCAUCUGUGAGGGGACAGUCUCUCACCAAGUGACCUUUGGAGCAGGCUUGAAAGCCUCCCAAGGUGGCCUAGUCUUCAAGGUGGAGCUAUGAGACCAAGGACUGCUGGUGCCAUGCUCAUGUCGUCCUCUAGGGGCAGUGUGGCCCAUGUGAGCCUCCAGGACCACUGCCUGCCAUGCCCUUGGCAUCCUCUGGGGGCAGUGUUGGCUCAUGGCUGUGUCAUCCUCUAGGGGCAGUAUUGACUCAUGGGAACCUCCAGAGCAAGGAUUGUUCUUGCCAUGCCCUUGGCAUCCUCUAGGGGCAGUGCCCACUGCCUGCCUCACUCAUAUCCUCCUCGAGGGGUGAUGUCGGCCCCGUGUCCCUCGCUCCUUAUGCUUGCCCUCUGCUGGCCUUACCGGCUGCCCCGCAAGUGGGCACCUGACCCAGGCUGCCGGUUGAUUGUGCUCUGCUGCCCCCAGGGGAGCUGGGCAUCAGGUUUGCUCCACCAGAGCUGCAUCCCGCUGUGGUCCAUGAGAGCCAACACUGGCCCAGGUGGAGGCCUCGGGCCCGUCUCUGAGCAACCUCUCUGAGUGUGGCGGCUCUCACCGUGGAGUGUGCGGUCGGAGCAGAACCCGCUCGGUGGGCGGCGGUGCUUCCUGCAGCGCCAGGGUGCUGGGGAGAGCUGUAGGCUUGGCCGUGUGCUCGCUGGGCCUGCAGUGAAACCCCCUGGCCCCGGCUGUGAGGACAGGGCUGCCACCCCCUCCAUGCCUGUGGACUCAGACUCCGAUAAUAAAGGAACCCCGAAGGCCGUCCGGUCA
Molecule: messenger RNA, 1951 nt
Organism: Tupaia belangeri chinensis (Chinese tree shrew)
Lineage: Eukaryota; Metazoa; Chordata; Mammalia; Scandentia; Tupaiidae
Gene: RDH13
Product: retinol dehydrogenase 13
Exons: 7
Coding region: 76-1188 (370 amino acids)
Molecular function (GO): oxidoreductase activity
Source: RefSeq, a predicted model, not a curated record